AAAAAACAUUUCAUAAACAACUAAAUUAAAAUGUGUAUAAUAGUCGAUCAUUGUUGUUGCACCAGCUGCAAUGCCAGUCUACGUUUUGGGUGUAUUUUCUAUGUCAUUUGGGCGAUUGUUUGGAGAAUAUUAUUAAUGGCGUCAACAUUCAUGCCACACGAAUCGACAGAUUAUAGUAGUGCGAAUAUUUCAUUAAUUGUCGUGAAUGUGAUUUGUCUGAUUGGCCCUAUUUGUUUGUUAAUUGGACUCUUCAAGGACAUCAAAGUACUAGUCGUCGUAUCUAUAGUAGUUACAUAUCUGGUUGUGGCAUUUUAUCUUAUAAAUUUUCUGGUUGGGCCCAUAAUUAUACUUAGAUCGUCUUCAGAAAUGAGUACAGGUGCAGGUGUGGCUUCGUAUAUUUUUAUUUUCCUUGCAAUAUGUUGCCCCUUAUGCGCUUUCGAAGUGUAUAUGGCUAUUGUGCAAUAUUCAUAUUUAAAAACCGAAAUGUAGAGCAGUGGAAGCCAUCUUCAGAUCCCGCACUAUAUUACAAACCGUAAGUUAAACAAUAAUUCCAUUGGGAAAAAAACUGUGAGAGCCCACCCUUUGCUAAAUUUCUACCUCACAAAGGCAGAUCACAAACACAAGCAACGGCAAACGUACAAAAUAUAUAUUUAAAACUCUGUAGAUAUGUGAAAUAUAAUUAUAAAUCAAAACUAUAGAUACCAAAAGGUAUACCCGUAAUUAA
Molecule: messenger RNA, 724 nt
Organism: Scaptodrosophila lebanonensis
Lineage: Eukaryota; Metazoa; Arthropoda; Insecta; Diptera; Drosophilidae
Exons: 5
Coding region: 31-489 (152 amino acids)
Source: RefSeq, a predicted model, not a curated record